CCAAUGAAUCUCCCCCAAUCAAUCAUAUAUUCCCAAUCAGGAGCCAUCUGUUUGAGCAGCCAGCAACUAGAAUAGUUACAGAGUAGAGAGCAGAGUUUAGGAGUUGAUAAAAAUGGCUAUCACACUCAACAGCGGAUUCAAAAUACCCAUAAUCGGUCUGGGUGUAUGGCGUAUGGAAGGGAAAGAGAUUACAGACCUCAUCAUUAAUGCCAUCAAGAUUGGUUAUCGCCAUUUUGACUGUGCUGCUGAUUACCAGAAUGAAGCAGAAGUAGGGGAAGCACUUGCUGAAGCUUUUCGGACUGGGCUUGUCAAGAGGGAGGACCUUUUCAUUACAACCAAGCUGUGGAAUUCAGACCAUGGACAUGUUAUUGAGGCCUGCAAAGAUAGUUUAAAAAAGCUUCAGCUUGAUUAUCUGGAUCUCUAUCUUGUUCACUUCCCCAUUGCCACAAAGCAUACUGGAGUGGGUACAACUGACAGUGCCUUAGACGAGGAUGGAGUGCUGGAUAUAAACACAACUGUAUCGUUGGAAACUACCUGGCAUGCUAUGGAAGAUUUAGUUUCCAUGGGUUUAGUCCGUAGCAUUGGAAUCAGCAACUAUGACAUCUUUCUUACUAGAGAUUGCUUAGCCUACUCAAAAGUGAAGCCUGCCGUGAAUCAAAUAGAAACACACCCAUACUUCCAGCGUGAUUCUCUUGUCAAGUUUUGUCAGAAGCAUGGACUCUGCGUUACGGCUCACACGCCUCUUGGAGGUGCUGCAGCUAAUACUGAAUGGUUUGGUUCUGUAUCAUGUCUGGAUGAUCCUGUUCUCAAAGGUUUGGCCGAGAAAUACAAGAAAACUGUGGCUCAAAUUGUUCUGCGAUGGGGCGUCCAGCGAAACACAGUGGUCAUCCCCAAGUCAUCAAAAAUUGAGAGACUGAAGGAGAAUUUUGAAGUAUUUGACUUCGAGUUGAGCAAAGAGGACAUGGACCUGAUCAAAAGUGUGGACAAGAGCUACCGGACCAACCAGCCUGCCAAGUUUUGGGGAAUAAAUCUGUUUGCUUAAGCAUGUCCGUGGUUCUAUCUUUUUGAAAUGUUUCUGCAGAGAAUAAGACCAAACAAGACAUUUCUCAUUUGUACCGAUUGCUCAAUUGCAUCUGCUGUGUUACAAUUGACAACAUUCUCAAGCGUCUUUGUAAAACUACCGAAAAAAAAAAAAAAAACACUAGAGAUUCAAUUCCAGGAAGCACUUCUCUAGUUUUGACA
Molecule: messenger RNA, 1242 nt
Organism: Hevea brasiliensis (rubber tree)
Lineage: Eukaryota; Viridiplantae; Streptophyta; Magnoliopsida; Malpighiales; Euphorbiaceae
Product: NADP-dependent D-sorbitol-6-phosphate dehydrogenase
Exons: 6
Coding region: 113-1042 (309 amino acids)
Molecular function (GO): aldose-6-phosphate reductase (NADPH) activity
Source: RefSeq, a predicted model, not a curated record